Dicentrarchus labrax (European seabass) is the source of this 897-nucleotide messenger RNA. Its product is annotated as nematocyst expressed protein 3-like. The record is from RefSeq and is a predicted model, not a curated record. The transcript has 3 exons. NCBI's taxonomy places the organism in Eukaryota, Metazoa, Chordata, Actinopteri, Moronidae. Bases 268 to 729 code for a protein of 153 amino acids.
GACCUAAAUUACUCAUCAUUUCAUUUUUCCUCACAGAUUCUGUGUUACACCGGGGAGCCGCCUCUGCCUCAGUGGGUGCGCUCUCCCCACCCUGAUGUGAUCUGGGCGCGGGCGCCGGGAGAUGGAAGGUGCCGUUUAAUACUGACCCCAGGCCAGACUCUGCAUGAACGCAGGCUGACAGCAGUCCUCGGGAGCCAUGGCAUUCACCGUCCUCUGGGGGCAGCGCCUGUGGGGGGAAGUAGGAGGCACACCAAGAGGAGCAAGGCGAUGAUGAGGGACACCAUCGCCAUUGCAGUCCCGGGGCCCAGCGCUUCCCAGACUGCAGCGGAGCCCCUGCCUGCCCCACGGACUGUGCUGCAGCAGCCUGAGCAGCCAGACCAGCCCCUCCAGCACCGCCUGCCUGCGGACGCUUCUGGUCUGGCUGCCACCAUCAGAGGGCCGCUGGCCCCGGAGCUAUACGACCUCAUCGUCGCCAGCUCCUCAACUGCCACCACCUCCUCCUCCUCCUCCUCCUCAGCCACCCCACAAGCCUCCACCAGUGUCAGCGCGGACGCCGUCCGUCCACCAGUGCCAGCGCAGACGCCGUCCCGUCCGCCAGCGCAGAGGCAGGUGUCACCCCCUCCACAGCCACAGCUGCCACUGCUCCACCAGUGCCUAGAAACACUGCCUGGAGGCGCAAGCUCCAGGAGGAGAAAGAGCGUCGUGCCCGGGAGCUGGGAGAAUAUAUGAAACCAGCAAAGAAGGUCUCCCACUUCAACUGCAGGCACUGUGGCCAACCAAAGACGCGGGCGUUUGGCCACAGCCGCUACAAGACGGAGACCUUCUGCUCCCGGGCCGACGGGAAAGGGAGAACUGUGGAGCAGUGGCUGGCAGAGGUGAAGGGGCGUGAUGGUGCAG